CUCUGGGCGUGUACGUGAUUAUGGCGAAAGCCUUGUUUCCUAAGCUCCGUAGAGCUGCUUCACUGCUCAGAGUCUCAUCUCCCAACUCGUUUCUCGUCAGGUCGACUUUGGAAGCCCAAGAAUCAAUUUUUAGUGUAACCAAGCACUUUCUUCCACUCAACCAGCCAAGUCCUUCGUGGGUUUCCAGGAACUUGAGCCAUGGUUCGGUGAAUCUUGUGAUAUCACAAGGAAAUCCCAGGUUUGAAACGCAUGAGGUGAAUCCUCCGAAGAAGCACAAAUGGCUGACCAAGAAGAGGCUGAAGAUGCAGAGGAUGAGGGAGAAGCAGAAGAGAAAAGCGGCCAAUAAGAGAGACCCGCGUUGUCUCGGCGUCAAGGGGAAGAAGAAGAGGAAGUUUUCCAAUGCUGAGGAGAGAAUUAAGUACAAGCUUGAAAAGGCCAAGAUUAAGGAAGCUUUGCUGAUUGAAAGACUGAAGCGGUAUGAAGUUCCUAAAGCUCAAGGUCCUGUGGUAAAACCCCAUGACCUGAGUGGUGAGGAGCGGUUUUAUAUGAAAAAAAUGGCCCAAAAGAGGUCUAAUUAUGUACCGAUUGGCAGAAGAGGAAUAUUUGGAGGUGUUAUUCUUAAUAUGCAUAUGCAUUGGAAGAAACAUGAAACUGUUAAGGUCAUUUGCAAGCCUUGUAAACCUGGGCAAGUACAUGAGUAUGCACAUGAAAUUGCUAGAUUGAGUGGUGGGAUCCCCAUUCAGAUUGUGGGAGAUGACACCAUAAUAUUUUAUCGAGGAAAGGACUACAUUCAGCCACAAGUUAUGUCACCUAUAGAUACAUUAUCCAAGAAAAAGGCAUUGGAAAAAUCAAAGUAUGAGCAAUCACUGGAAUCAGUAAGGGGCUUCAUUGCCAUUGCUGAGAAGGAAUUAGAGCUGUACUACAGGCACAUUGCCCUUUAUGGUGACCCAAACGAUAGAAAUCCCAUUUCCAUGUUGGACAGUCCAACAAUUAAAGACUCCAAGGAAUCAGGGAAACUUGAAAAGAAAAGCCUUGAUUCAACCAGUAGUUGCUUUCAUGCAGGUCUUUCAGAUUUGGAAGCUGAUUCCACUCGUGUAUCAGAAACUGAAGAUAAUGUUGAAGAUGAGGACUUCCGGAUAAAUGAAUCAGAUUCUGAAGAUGAAGAAAGAGAAGAAAUACAAGACACUGUAUUGGGCCCCCCAUCAUCAUCAAUGAUCAAAGAUAAAUAUGAUUCUGACUAUAAAUAUUUUCUAAAAAACAACAAAUUAUAGAUGGAAAAAGUUAAUUUAGAUUCCAUA
Molecule: messenger RNA, 1298 nt
Organism: Alnus glutinosa
Lineage: Eukaryota; Viridiplantae; Streptophyta; Magnoliopsida; Fagales; Betulaceae
Exons: 4
Coding region: 21-1271 (416 amino acids)
Molecular function (GO): RNA binding
Source: RefSeq, a predicted model, not a curated record